Anolis sagrei ordinatus is the source of this 1284-nucleotide messenger RNA. RefSeq names its product alkaline ceramidase 2 (gene ACER2). Gene Ontology annotation, cellular component: Golgi membrane. Lineage: Eukaryota; Metazoa; Chordata; Lepidosauria; Squamata; Anolidae. The record is from RefSeq and is a predicted model, not a curated record. Gene Ontology annotation, biological process: ceramide catabolic process; sphingosine biosynthetic process.
CUCCUCCUCCUCUUCCUCUUAAAGGGGAGGGCGACUCUCUGGGUCGAUGUCCAACAGGCUGCGAGCAAGCGGCAGGAAAACAGGAGCAGCCACAGGAGCAGGAGGGGAAAGCCAUCGCUUGCUGGGCGGCCUCCGUCUUGGCUUCUGGCCCCUUGGCCGACCGAUGCGCCUGCUUUCCCCUUUCCGCAGCUCGGAGGGUGGGACAUGGUGGCCCUCCACCUGUGGGACCACCUGAAGGCGGGCAGCUCCGAGCUGGACUGGUGCGAGGACAACUACACCAUCGUGCCCACCAUCGCCGAGUUCUACAACACGAUAAGCAACAUCUUAUUUUUUGUUUUGCCACCCAUAUGUAUGUGUUUAUUUCGACAAUAUGCAACCUGCUUCAACAGUGGAAUAUAUUUAAUAUGGACCCUGCUAGUGGUGGUUGGAAUUGGGUCCGUUUACUUCCAUGCUACGCUUAGUUUCCUGGGUCAGAUGCUUGAUGAACUCGCUAUACUCUGGGUCUUAAUGUGCGCUCUGGCGAUGUGGUUUCCCAGAAGAUAUUUACCCAGAAUGUUUAGAAAUGACAGGGGCCGGUUUAAAGCUGCGGUGGGGAUCCUUUCUGGAGUUACUACUUGCCUUGCCUUCAUUAAGCCUGCCAUCAAUAACAUUUCGCUGAUGACUUUGGGUCUUCCCUGCAGUGCCCUGCUUGUGGCAGAACUUAAAAGGUGUGACAAUGUGCGAGUUUACAAGUUGGGACUUUUUUCUGGACUCUGGUGGAUGUUGGCACUCUUUUGUUGGAUCAGCGACAAAGUGUUUUGUGAGAUCUGGUCAUCAUUCAACUUUCCAUAUCUACACUGUGUAUGGCACAUCCUCAUCUGCAUUGCUGCUUACCUGGGUUGUGUCUGUUUCGCCUAUUUCGACGCCGUUUCUGAGAUCCCCGAACAAGGCCCUGUCAUCAAGUUCUGGCCCAGUGAGAAGUGGGCUUUCAUUGGCGUUCCAUAUGUCAGCCUCCUCUGUGCCCACAAGAAAUCACCCUUGAAGAUUACAUGAAGCUUGACAUAGAUACGGAGAGAAGGCGGUCGAACUACAUUGACGUGUGUUUAUCCUCUCUUAGCCUCUCCCUCUCUCCAAACUGUGUGAUUCUCUUGAGGACUUUCCCCCCACCCCACUUCUGACUUGCAAGCACACAAAAUGUGCAAUGCAGCAAGACAUCUCCUUGGAACCCCUUCUUUGGAAAUCCCCCAAUCCCCCUUGAUUUUGGUGGCUCUGGAACUUUUCUAUUAAAAAUCUUCUUGUUUGGCA